Molecule: messenger RNA, 1281 nt
Organism: Drosophila sulfurigaster albostrigata
Lineage: Eukaryota; Metazoa; Arthropoda; Insecta; Diptera; Drosophilidae
Exons: 3
Coding region: 391-1269 (292 amino acids)
Molecular function (GO): acyltransferase activity, transferring groups other than amino-acyl groups
Source: RefSeq, a predicted model, not a curated record
UUGUUUUCUAAGAAAAGAAUUUCAUCUAAAUGUAUAAAUGUAGUGAUACAUAGUUUAUAUUGAAGUGCGUAUAUUAAUUGGCUGCAACACGUGAUCGAUCUACUUGUACGGCAUAGUUAUGGCUGCGAAAAUAGUAAAAGAAUUUAAAUUCGGUCUCCAAAUUAAAGCAAGCAGUGAGACUGAUGUUCAAAAGCUUCGAAUAAUUAACAGCGGACCUUUAUGUUAUAAACAGCGCGCUGUUAAACACAGCUGACGUUGUGGCUUUGUUUAUAAAAGAUAAGUGUAUUGCCGGGGUGCGCGACAAUCUCAAAUUUAGUAUUGUCAUCUGACCGGCAUUCGAAUUUCUACGUGUCUGAUAAGAAGUAAAAUUCAUUCAUACAUAUAAGUAUCAUGGCUACACAGCUGACAACAAUAUCUGACGUAGCAGAGCUGAUGAAAUUGCAAGCUUUGUAUCUAAAGGAAUGGCCUAAACAUUGCGUUGGCUACUUUUGGCUGGACAACUAUCUACGCUGGUUGGCCAAGGAUCCUGCGUUAAAGAACCUAAAGUUCUACACACUAAACGGAGACUGGCGUACGGAUGGCCUUUUCAUCUUGGUGCACCGCUACCAGCUGUUCUUUUGCAAUCUGAGUAGACAGAAGACAAUGGAACUGCAAACAGCACUACAACUCUUAGACUGGACAAAGGCCUAUAAAGUUAGUGCGAUUCAUGAAUCACACCAUGCCAUCUACAAGCAACUGGUAGCUAAGCGCCAACUCUGUUUGGAUCGCGAGAUGAACACGAUCAUGUAUAGCUUGUCGUGCAACCAGGCUAAGGAAUUGCAGGUCACCUGUCCGCCUGAAUACUACUUGGAUAGUGUACGACUUGAGCAUGCUGAGCUUAUCAAUGAUCUCUGGUCGGCACGUCACUCCGGUUCCUUGAAGCUUAUCCAGCUGCUGAUCGAGAACAAUACGAAUGUGGGUCUCUAUGAGCGCUCGACGGGAGAACUAUGUGCCUGGUGCCUAAGACUGCAGAGCGGUUUCCUGGGCGCCCUUGAAGUCCUUCAGACUCACCAGCGUCGCGGACUUGGUCUUGUUGUGGCAGCAGCCAUAGCCAGACGGAUUGCCAAUGAACUAAAUCACGAUGUCACUGCCUUAGUGAAUAUGAAUAAUAUAGCCGCUUGUAAAGUUUUUGAUAGACUGGGCUUUACACUCGUAGAGGGAGAACACUACUGCUGGAGCAUGUGCUUGCCCGAGAAGGAAAGCCCUAUUAAUUGGCCAUCUAAUCUUUAAUCUUUGAGCACA